Seminavis robusta is the source of this 1910-nucleotide messenger RNA. The record is from the annotation of a GenBank genome assembly. NCBI's taxonomy places the organism in Eukaryota, Bacillariophyta, Bacillariophyceae, Naviculales, Naviculaceae.
AUGAAACUUGCACAUAUGAUGCAUACGCUCUGUUUGGGUGCUGGGUUGGCCACCCUGGCUCUUGUUCCAAAGGCAGCAGCCCAACCAAUGACUGCAGCUGCAAACUUGAUUUCAAUUCCCGACCAAGCAGUCAAUCCUAGCGAGAUUGAUCGUCUUCGUCAGCUGAGAUCUAACGGUGACUUUAAUACAUUUGCCCCCACAAAAAGUCCUUCGGUCAGCCCCUCCACCGUUCCUUCGGAAAGUCCUUCGCAAAGUCCUUCGCAAAGUCCAUCGCAAAGUCCUUCUCAAAGUCCUUCGCAAAGUCCAUCGCAAAGUCCUUCCCAAAGUCCUUCGCAAAGUCCUUCGCAAAGUCCUUCGCAAAGUUCUUCGCAAAGUCCUUCGCAAAGUCCUUCGCAAAGUCCUUCCCAAAGUCCUACGCAAAGUUCUUCGCAAAGUCCUUCGCAAAGUUCUUCGCAAAGCCCCGUAGAUCCUGAGAUGUCCGGUGACCCCCAUCUGAGAUCAUGGACGGGUGAAUGGUUUCCGUACAUGGGAGAGUGUGACCUCAGACUCAUUCAUGCAGACAAGUUUGAUGGUUCCCAGAACCUCACUAUUCAUGUCCGCACUACCAUCAGGCAUCAGUACAGUUUCAUUGAAACAGCUGCUAUCCAGAUCGGUUCAGACACUCUUGAAGUUUCUAGCUGGGGUGACUAUGCUCUGAAUGAUGUUGAAGAUGCCAUGGCGAAUAGUCAAAGUCAAGCCAAGAGUGUUCUCAGGAGAGGCAGUGCUCUCCACACUUUGGGCGGGCAUGCCAUCUUUCACACACAAAUGAGCAAGAAGAAGCAUGUGUUUGAUAUUGUCCUUGGGCCUGCUGAGAAUGUGACGAUCAGCAACAUGAAGGACAUUGUCUCUGUCAAAGUCAACCGAAAGGUAGAUGGCCCCUUUUCCAAUGUUGUUGGAUUGCUGGGUCACUUUGAUGGAAGGAUGUUGGCACGUGAUGGUGUGACGGACUUGCAUGACGACAUGAAUGCCAUGGGCCAAGAGUGGCAAGUGCGAGACAACGAGCCCAUGUUGUUCCGAGCCAGUCGAGAACCGCAGUAUCCCCACAAGUGCCGACUACCCAAUGUGGAGGAGAAGGAAUCACGUCGGCUCAACGAAGGAAUUACCGAAGAUGCUGCCAAAGCUGCCUGUGCUCAUCUGCUUGACAAGGAUGACGGUGCCCAAGUAUUUGCCAACUGUGUUUAUGAUGUGACUGCCACCAAUGAUCUUGAUCAGGCGUUGAGUUAGUUAGGUGGCCGACCAGCACAGCCAAUGAGUGAGAGCAUGAUGUGAAGAUUUCAAGAGGCAAGCAGCCAGCAUUUGUUUCCACCUGCACGGACGCACAGACAGAGAAGUGAAUGGGAGUGGUGGUUGUUUUUAAAAAUGUCAUUGAAACUGUAUGCAUAAUAACUGUUUAGGUUUGGAACGUCAACAUAUGCUGGAACUUGUCACAGGCUCGACUGUACCGGGCAGGCCGCAACUGUCCAGUUGUUUUCCUCAUUGUUGCACUAGACGAUCGUUCCACCGCACCUCUUUGGCAAGGUGUACACUUUGUUGGGUCGCCCAGAGAAACCGUCUAGCUAGUACCAGGUACAGCAACCUGGCUCGAGGCUACCGGUAUCGUGAUAGCUAUCUGGCCGUUGGUUGUGGUGCCGCUCGUACUUUUGCCAUCGCCGUUCAUGCAACAGUCGGAAACAGUUUCUCUUCAGCAGAUAGUGAAGAGUUCUUUUGACGUUCUGAAUGUGAUACCGUUAAAUAAAUUUGGCAAAGCCACACGCCUGCUCUAAACACUUGACUUCACUGAGACAAUCAAUGCAGAUGGUGCGCUCAAGCACGAAUGAUUACGUGUGCUUGGUAGAGUAAUGGUAUGGGAGCAAGAGAAGAUCCAAAAGGCA